Cyclocybe aegerita is the source of this 1662-nucleotide messenger RNA. The record is from the annotation of a GenBank genome assembly. Lineage: Eukaryota; Fungi; Basidiomycota; Agaricomycetes; Agaricales; Hemipholiotaceae.
AUGGACCACGAGAAGCCUUCAACAAGAUUUACGGACCUCCCCACCGACAUCCUGCGAGAAAUCAUCUCACAUCUCGAUAACGACGGCCUCCUACAGCUAGGGAGGACCUGCAAAGAUACUCACACUCUCGCGUUGAGCGAGUUUUUCUCCCGAAAUGACCUGCGAGAGCCCGAGGAAGGAUUCAUCGUCGCAUACAAGAAGCCUAUUGAGACCCUCCCCGCUCUCCGUGCUGCACUCUUCGUGAAGGACCUGCGACAACUUCACUUUUACCUCAAUCCAAAUCUCGACCGACUCAUCGGCGAGGUGGCGGAUUUGCGCUCUCUUGCCGCCCGAGUUUCGACCAUGGAGAUAGUCAGGCUUCACUUCUCGGUCGUAGACGGGUGGAUAGACGCGUAUGGUCAGUUCCCGUCCGACCGGAUGGACAGGAGGAUGUGGAAAGAGCUGUUUACGGGGCUGCUGGAUGGAAUUCUGAGCAAGUCAUGCACACAGCUUCUUGUGAGGGGUGGAGAGCGCCUCAAGGAGUUGUACUUGUUUGAACCAAAGCCAGUACGCACACUGCUACCUCCGAUCCGAGUUGAGACACGUCCAGCAUCAGUCAGAGAAGAGAAGAAUCAGAGGUCAUUCAAGAAAUUAUUCUGUCUAUUCCUUCAUAGGACAAGAAUGAAAGGGGGACACGUAGUGCAGAAGGUCGAAAAGCCAUUGUCAAAGGCGGAAGAACGUCUUUCCCCUUCUACACCGAGAAAUAAACUUAAGGACCUGGAUAUUCACUCUGACAUGCUUCUUCAAGAGCCUUUUCUUGAUUGGACGCUGUCACGAGUUGAGGCUGCCUCCGCAACAUUGACGAAGUUGUCCUUCAAGUGCAUCUCCGUUCCACGUGAGACGUGGCGGACCGUUCUCCAAACCCUCGUGCUUCCUCACCUGGUUGAGUUCGAAGUGUGCUUUGACUUGGUCGUAUAUGAGACGUGUGGCGCACGCUUCGUGGACGUCAUGCACUUUCUUUCACAACACCCUUCCCUAUCCAUCGUCCAUCUCCACGGAGUAGAGGUCCUCGUCCUCCCUAACGCCACCAUCAAGCCGAUCCUCCCUAAACUUACCAGCAUCACUGCCCAUCCGGUGUAUGUCACCUACAUCCUGCAGUGUUCGCGAAAUAGGCUACCUCACCUGUCUGCUGUGUGCAUCUCCACGGAGUACCUGCAAAUGCCUAAUUUCGACUACCCAUCCUUCGACACCGCCCUUAACUCCAUCGCCUCGUUCAAGUUCGCACAGCCUAUCACUCUGACGCUCCGGUUCCAAUCCCUCUACGGCGUCGAAGAGUGGUUUGCUGCUCACCGAGAGUUCGGGUCGCAGAGCCCGCUGGCAUCGCUGCACCAAGUCAACUCGCUCAUUAUUGCCUGCGCUUGGCACGUUGAUCUUCCGCACAGUGUCACAGCUAGCUUCGAUGCUUGGUUGGCACUGUUCCCAAGCGUCGAGAAGGUGGAGUUCACGGAGCAGGCGAUGGAUGACCCCAAGAAAUGCUUCCUUGACCCAGAGUUUCUGAAACGGCUUGCUUCGGCGUGUCCACAGCUGAAGGAGGUUGUUUCAGAGCGUAAGCUGGUAAGCGUCGCGAAUAUACGGGAGGAGCCUGCUUCAGGCGAGCAGUUACGCGGACCGAAGCGUAGUUGA